Molecule: messenger RNA, 321 nt
Organism: Necator americanus (New World hookworm)
Lineage: Eukaryota; Metazoa; Nematoda; Chromadorea; Rhabditida; Ancylostomatidae
Exons: 2
Coding region: 1-321 (106 amino acids)
Source: RefSeq, a predicted model, not a curated record
AUGACUGAGAGGUGCAAGGGAGGCGGUUUGGAGUCGCCUCCAACAAAUAAGCUCCACACAUCCACUUCGGGAGAACGGAAGUUUUCCCAAAAGCUCAUGGGACUGGAGGCUUGCAACCUGCCCAUGGGAAAGCCUGGUACGGUAGCGCCAGGAAGGACGGGGUUGCAGGAGUCAUAUAGGCUACCGAAACGGAAAAGGACUAGGAUGACGAUCUGUACUUACAACGCACGUACGCUUGCGUCGGAAGCGGCCAUCGAAGAUCUGAUGAUGCAAGACAAGAAGAUCAAGUACGACGUCAUCGGACUGACCGAGACGAGAUGA